CUUUCAUCCUUGAUUCUACUUAGCUAUUGAUCCUUGAACCUCUUGAACAUCAUUGGGAUUCUUCUUACCUUUCCCGAGCUCGACGUAGCUUCCAUCCCUCCCCGUACGACUGGCGCAUGGCCGAUCAUCGCUGUUGACAGCAGCAUCACCUUGCCAGAUAUCUUGGAUAUAGCUACCGACCACUGGACUUUACAACAAGAUGCGGUGGUCCGAGGCUCUUGCUGUGAUCGUUGGGCUGGGCUCUCUUGCGCUCCAGCCCAUCGUCGUGGCUGCGCAGGGUGAGACGAAGAUUCAUGAAAAGGGCCGGUGUGCGAUUCGUGGACAUUGUGGGAAACAGUCUAUCUUUGGAGGCGAGCUCCCAUGUCCUGAUAAUAACCUGGCAAAGCAGCCGGAGAACUCCGUACGCGAGAAGCUAGUAAAUUUAUGUGGCAGCAAAUGGAGCGAGGGUCCAGUCUGUUGUAAGGAUGAGCAGGUUGACGCGCUCGCGAAAAACCUCAAACUAGCCGAAGGGAUUAUCGCGUCUUGUCCGGCCUGCCGAGAUAACUUCUUCAACAUCUUCUGUACCUUCACUUGCUCGCCCGACCAGUCACUCUUUGUCAAUGUGACAAAAACCGAAGAGAAAGGUGACAAGAGAUUGGUGACUGAGCUGGAUAAUAUCUGGUCCGAGGAGUACCAAAGCGGCUUCUAUGACAGCUGCAAAAACGUCAAAAACGGUGCAUCCGGCGGCAAAGCCAUCGAUUUUAUCGGAGGAGGUGCAAAAGAUUAUGCAGGCUUUAUGAAGUUUUUGGGGGACAAGAAAUUCCUUGGAAGUCCAUUCCAGAUCAACUACCAUACAGAGCCUACUGGCUUAGAUUCAGAAGGCAUGGAGGCUCUAUCGAUUAAACCAAAGGCUUGCAACGGCCCGGACAAAGCUUUCCGCUGUUCCUGUGUCGACUGCCCAGAUGUAUGCCCUGAGUUACCUGCCGUGUCUACUCACAAUGCGUGCCACGUGGGCCUCCUCCCGUGUCUCUCUUUUGCCGUUAUCUUGGUAUAUUCCACAUUCCUACUCUUUGUGAUGGCCCUCGCCAGCUACGUGACCUACAAGGAACGCCGCUUCCGCAAACCAGAGCGAGUGCGCCUGCUGCAAGACCCUACGCCCAGCGAUGACGAGGAUGAAGGGGAAGUCGUCCGCCAUGGGGGGUAUAUCGAACAACCACAAGGGGUGUACAAACUUAACUCUUUACUAUCCGCCUUAUUCCAUCGCAUCGGUGGUGUUUGCGCUCGAUUCCCGGCAAUCACAACAUCUUCCAGCGUGAUCGUGGUUGUGCUACUGAGCCUGGGCUGGCUGCGCUUCACAGUUGAGACAGAUCCUGUUCGCUUGUGGGUAAGUCCAUCGUCGGCAGCAGCCCAAGAGAAAGAUUUCUUCGAUCAGAACUUUGGUCCAUUCUACCGAGCUGAACAAGCAUUCUUGGUGAACGACCGCCCAGGGAACGAUUCUAGACCGCUUCUGGAUUAUGAUACCCUCAACUGGUGGUUCGAUGUGGAGUCUCGUGUGCGACGCAUGAUCUCCGUGAACCUGGCUCUCAACCUCGACGACAUCUGCUUCAAACCUACCGGUGAAGCCUGUGUUGUGCAGUCUGUCACUGGGUAUUUCGGUGGCUCAGCUGGGAAUCUUGACCCGGAUACCUGGAUGGAUCGCUUGACACACUGCACUGAAUCACCGGGAGACCCUAGCUGUCUCCCUGACUUCUCGCAGCCUCUCAAGCCAGAAAUGAUCCUUGGGGGAUAUGAAGAGACAGGAAACUUUUUAGACUCAAAGGCACUAAUUACCACCUGGGUGGUGAACAACUAUGCCCAAGGAACGGAUGGCGAAGCAAGGGCCAUUGACUGGGAGAAUACUUUCCAGGGUAUCUUGGGGGUGGUUCAAGAAGAAGCCGCAGAGCGAGGCCUUCGCGUCUCCUUCAAUUCCGAGGUCAGCUUGGAGCAAGAACUCAACAAGUCUACCAACACCGAUGCGAAAAUCGUCGUCAUCAGCUAUCUGAUCAUGUUCUUUUACGCCUCGAUCGCCUUAGGAUCGGCUACGGUUACUUGGCGGUCUUUGUUAACGAACCCGGCCAAUGCUCUUGUUCAAUCAAAGUUCACACUGGGUAUUGCGGGAAUUGUCAUUGUUUUGAUGUCGGUAUCUGCAUCAGUCGGUCUGUUCUCGGCAGCCGGCGUCAAGGUGACCUUGAUUAUCGCCGAAGUCAUUCCAUUCUUGGUCCUGGCAGUUGGCGUGGAUAACAUUUUUUUGAUUGUCCACGAGUUUGAGCGAGUCAAUCUCAGUCACCCCGAUGAAGAGAUUGAUGAACGAGUAGCCCGAGCAGUUAGUCGGAUCGGCCCCAGCAUUUUCCUGUCUGCCUUGACCGAAACUGUGGCAUUUGCCCUAGGUACUUUCGUCGGUAUGCCUGCGGUCAAGAACUUUGCGGCAUAUGCUGCGGGAGCUGUCUUUAUCAACGCCAUCCUGCAGGUCACGAUGUUCGCCUCCGUAUUGGCUCUGAACCAGAGACGCGUGCAGAGUCUCCGUGCAGACUGUCUGCCUUGCCUCACUGUUCGAAAGGCAAGCUCGUUCGGUUUCCCCAACGAUUACGAUGACCAAGAAGGGGAGAGUAGUCUGCAGACUUUCAUUCGCCGUGUCUAUGCCCCUUUCCUUCUGGAUCGCCGGGUGAAAGCUGGUGUUAUCAUUUUCUUCUUGGGCCUUUUGACCGCUGGCCUAGCCCUCAUUCCGAAGGUUGCUCUCGGGUUAGAUCAGCGGAUUGCACUUCCUAGUGACUCGUACCUGAUCUCGUACUUCAAUGAUCUAGACGAUUAUUUCGGCGUCGGGCCUCCUGUCUACUUUGUGACCCGGAACGUGAAUGUCACGCAGCGGAAUCACCAGCAACAACUCUGUGGGCGCUUCACUACCUGCGAAGAAUAUUCCCUACCUUUUAUUCUCGAGCAAGAGUCGAAGCGUGCAGACGUGUCCUAUCUUGCAGGCUCUGCCGCCAGCUGGAUUGAUGAUUUUUUCUACUGGUUAAAUCCCCAGCAAGACUGCUGUAAAGAGGAUGGCAAACUUUGCUUCGAGAAUCGGAUUCCCCCAUGGAACAUUUCUCUGUAUGGAAUGCCGGAAGGGUCCGAAUUUAUCCAUUAUGCCAAAAAAUGGAUUGAUGCUCCUACCGACGCUUCUUGUCCCCUGGGUGGAAAGGCCCCCUACGGCAACGCUUUGGUAAUUAACGACAAGCACGACACGAUUGAUGCAAGUCAUUUCCGUACCAGCCAUACACCGCUCCGGAGCCAGGACGCGUUUAUUCAGGCGUACAUCGCAGCUCGCCGGAUUGCAAAUGGUAUUUCGCAAGAGCACGAUAUCGAUGUCUUCCCUUACUCCAAGUUUUAUAUCUUCUUCGACCAAUAUGUUUCCAUUGUUCGACUCACCGGUACACUCUUGGGAUCGGCAGUUGCCAUUAUCUUUGUUUUGACCUCUGUGUUACUGGGUUCAAUUGCCACCGGUGCUGUCGUUACUACCACGGUGGUCAUGACAGUGGUCGAUAUCAUUGGCACGAUGGCUAUCGCGGGCGUGUCCUUGAACGCCGUGUCUCUUGUCAACCUGGUCAUUUGCGUAGGCAUUGGUGUUGAGUUCUGUGCUCACAUUGCUCGAGCAUUCAUGUUCCCUGCUCGACCCAUUAUGGAGAAAGUGCCCACCAAAUUCCGCGGCAAGGAUGCUCGAGCAUGGUCAGCAUUGGUCAACGUUGGUGGAAGCGUCUUCAGCGGUAUCACCAUCACCAAGCUCUUGGGUGUUUGCGUUUUAGCCUUUACUCGGAGCAAGAUUUUCGAGAUUUACUACUUCCGUGUGUGGUUGGCCCUGGUUGUUUUCGCUGCUACCCAUGCUCUCAUAUUCUUGCCGGUUGCUUUGAGCUACUUUGGCGGCGGUGGUUACUUUGACCCUGCAUCUGACGGUGGCCUAGAGGCCAAUCUCGCUUCACGCGGCUACCGCUCAUUGCUGGUCGAUGACGGCUAUGACUCCGAAGAAUAUUAAGCGAUGGCUCUUUGGUUUGACGCUGCAUUAGUGUGUGGGUCUCCUGGAACGUCCGGAUAGAUGCCCGAUGGAGUACACGGUACGCGACGCGGCACUGAGAAUUUUCUUGUCGCGCAAACUUUUGGGCCACAUAUGCAAACAUGCUGAGGAAUGAAAUGGAGUUUUGGUCAGAUAUUAGGAGAAAUUUUGAGGUUCUAGAUCUGUAUUUUGGUCAAUAUUGCAGCUGAUGGAAUCUCCAUACAUGAGAUUGGGACAAUUUCGGAUAUAGGAGCUAUA
This is a messenger RNA of Penicillium canescens, 4303 nucleotides long. RefSeq names its product sphingolipid transporter NCR1 (gene ncr1). Gene Ontology annotation, molecular function: lipid carrier activity. Gene Ontology annotation, cellular component: membrane. The record is from RefSeq and is a predicted model, not a curated record. NCBI's taxonomy places the organism in Eukaryota, Fungi, Ascomycota, Eurotiomycetes, Eurotiales, Aspergillaceae. Bases 200 to 4027 code for a protein of 1275 amino acids. The transcript is spliced from 3 exons.